Daucus carota subsp. sativus is the source of this 2512-nucleotide messenger RNA. Its product is annotated as pentatricopeptide repeat-containing protein DOT4, chloroplastic. Gene Ontology annotation, molecular function: protein binding; RNA binding. Bases 137 to 2032 code for a protein of 631 amino acids. Lineage: Eukaryota; Viridiplantae; Streptophyta; Magnoliopsida; Apiales; Apiaceae. The transcript is spliced from 2 exons. Gene Ontology annotation, biological process: RNA modification. Gene Ontology annotation, cellular component: intracellular membrane-bounded organelle. The record is from RefSeq and is a predicted model, not a curated record.
UGAUGCACCUUUUGAACGAAGGAGAGAAUAGAAUAUUGUUUUUUUUAAAGAAUAAUUUUUUGAUGCAAUCACCCGCCUAUAAUUUCCCUGGCUUUAAAAUUAUGUCCCUUUAAAGUCUAGAUUAUAGAGUGAUUUUAUGGCACUCUCAAAACAAUUUCUAACAGAGCCACCCUUAAAAUUCCUGUCCAGUAUACAACUUAACCAUUUUCUUCAACAUUGCAGCAAAUCAAGAGCUCUGCAACAAGGAAGACAAACCCAUCAACAAAUAAUCACCCAUGGCCUCCAUCAAAAUCCUUUCAUGGCCACCAAGUUGGUGCAAAUGUAUGCAGAUUGUAAUAAUAUUAUAUCUGCCCACCAUGUGUUUGAUCAAUUGUCUCACCCGAAUGUGUUUGCAUGGACUGCAAUGCUAGCAUUCUAUUCUCGUAAUGGAAUGACCAAAGAGUGUUUAGCAUGCUACAAUGAAAUGAAAAAAAAUAGAGUGUUCCCUGACAAGUAUGUUCUUCCGAAUGUCGUAAGGGCUUGUACAAAGUCAUUGUGCCUAGAAACUGGAAUGCAGAUACACAAAGAGGCUGUGGUGUUUGGGGUUGAAAUGAAUUUGCAAAUUUGCAAUUCCUUGAUUGAUAUGUACUCGAAAUGUGGGGAUGUUGCGGGUGCUAGACGGGUUUUUGAUGCAAUGGUGGAAAGAGAUUUACUGUCUUGGAAUUCACUUAUAUCUGCGUAUGUGAGUAGUGGGUUUCUAGUGUUGGCUAUUGAGUUGUUUGGUUUUAUGAGAAUGGGAGGAUUUGAGCCUGAUACUGUCACUUGGAACACUAUCGUGGAUGCUUAUUGUCGUAUGGGGCAAUGUGAUGAGGCUUCUAAUGUUUUUAAGAAGAUCAAGGAGCCUAAUAUAAUUUCAUGGACUACUUUGAUAUCAGGUUAUUCAAGAAUCGGAGAGCAUGAAGUCACGUUGAGUAUUUUUAGGGAAAUGAUGUCUAUAGGAAAAGUUUGUCCCGAUUUGGACUGUCUUUCCAGUGUCCUUGUUUCUUGUAGACAUGUAGAGGGUUUUAACUUUGGGAGAGAAAUUCAUGCCCAUGGAAUAAAAACUAUUAACAUUACUGCAUUCUACAAGUCAGCUGGACCUGCCUUGCUGGUCAUGUAUGCGACAAAUAGGAGAAUGCCAGAAAUGGGUAACGUAUUUGAUUUUAUGGACAUGUCUGAUGUUGUUACUUGGAGUGCGAUGAUUCAUAGUCUUGCUCAUUUAGGAAUGGCACAUUCAGCGCUAGCAUGUUUUAGAAAGAUGCAUAUACUUAAAAUUCAAAACGAUCAAACUACAUUGUCCACUAUUUUGCCUGUCUGUGAUUUGAAAAUUGGGAAAGAAAUCCAUGCCUAUAUCUGGAGAAAUGGUUUCAAUUCUGUUAUUACUGUUCUUAAUGCACUUAUCCAUAUGUACUCUAAAAAUGGAUGCAGUACCAUUGCACAUUCUGUAUUUGUUAACAUGGAAAGUAGAGAUGUUGUAUCUUGGAAUGCAAUCAUUGGAGGGUUCGGAAUGAAUGGGUUUGGCCAAGCCGCUCUUCACCUUCUGCAGGAAAUGAGCCAUUCUGAGAUUUGCCCUAACUCUUCAACGUUUACUUCGGUUCUAUCAGCAUGUAGCCAUUCCGGUCUUGUAGAUGAAGGACUCCAAGUUUUCCACAAAAUGACUAGAGAGUUUGGCUUUGAACCGAAAACAGAACAUUUUGCUUGUGUUGUUGAUUUACUCGCACGCUCUGGUCAGCUUAAUGACGCUGUUGAAUUCAUCAACAGAAUGCCUGUGAAGCCUGAUAAGUGCUUAUGGGGGGCUGUUCUUUCAGCCUCACGAGCACACCAGAAUGUUAUUACUGGCGUACUUGCAGCAGAAAAUUUGGUACAAUUGGAACCUAAUAAUGCUGGAAACUAUGUGACACUGUCAAACAUGUAUGUAAGAGCUGGAAGAUGGGAUGAUGCUGUAAGAGUGAGAAAACAAAUGGAUAGCAGAAACUUAGUUAAGCCAUCAGGAUUAGCUUUAUUGAAUCCAUGAAGUAAUGAAAGUGUGGUAGAGAAGAACCAAGGUUUAUGAGGGUUGUAUGAGCAAACAGCCAUACACACUGUGAUUACUUUAAACCCUAAACAUGAAAGUAUUGAUUUAAAGGUUUCUCAAGGACCGAUGCCCAGAAAGAUAUGAGUACACCUUUGCAUGAUGGCAAUCAUCUGACACAAGUAUCAUCAGGGAAUGCAUGUGAUAAAAAGACUCUACUCAAAGUCAUGGAAUUUUUAGGUUGUGCUGGAGUGGAGAGGGCUGAUGCAGUGAACUAGUGACUGUAUCUGAGCAUGUAUAUCUGCUCAGUGCACGACUUCAAAUGUCACCAACUCACCAAGGCAAGGGUAUGUCCAUUUAGUUCCUUUGGGCCUUUUCUUUCUAAUUAUUCUCAACAGGACAUCGACUUUGCAUGAGCCAUGAAAGGUAGCAUGUAAACUUGUCGAACACAAUCAAUAUAUAAUUUGAGCCCAGUUCUUUAUA